AUGCAGGCUUGGAAGACGCAAAGUCGUCGUCCUAGCUUGGCCUCGAUCAAUUUAAAGUACAACAAAACUCUCGGCCAUAGACUAAGAGAUGCGAUUGAGUAUACCAGCAACUUAAUCUACCCGUUUGUCAAACAUGUCUUUCCGAACUUCAUUGCCAUUCAUUACUUCUACAUCAUUAUAAUGACGGUGAUAGGCUCAAUUUUGAUGUAUCCGGUCAAGAACUACGCGUACAUUGAUAUCCUUUUUUCUGCAGCAGGAGCUUGUACGCAGGGUGGACUGAACACUAUAAAUACAAACGAGAUGACCUUAUACCAACAGAUUGUGAUUUACCUCAUCUGCUGCUUGACAACGCCAAUCUGGAUUCACGGAGGGUUAGCAUUUGUUCGUCUGUAUUGGUUCGAGCGCCAUUUCGACGGAAUAAAGGUCUGGUCGAAGAAGAAUUUUAAGAUGCGUCGAACGAAAACGCUGAUCCAGCGAGAGAUGACAAGAACUGCGACUGGAGCCCAGCGGAGACCCACGAUGAAAGAUUCACACGGUUCCCGGGGCUUCACGAGCAAUACGGACUUUCAAACCAAACUUUUCAGUGGGCAAAUGGUUAAUAGAGAGGAAAAUUCAAGCCUGAAAGAAAAUUACGAAAUGAACAGCAUGAAUGAGCAUGAAGGCGAACAGCAGGACAAUAAAGAUGUUCGUGCAAGCUCAUCAACUGGCUCUACCAAAAGCGUUGAGCAAGGUGACGAUAUUCCGGGAAUCAAAUUCGGUGCUUUGCCCAAGCCACCCAAAAGUGACAGUCAUCACAUGCCAACCGCUGCCGAACAGUUCAGUGCAAGAAGGAAGUCAGAGGACAUUUCGCCGGCGGAUAUGUUUCGAUCUAUUGCGAUGCUGAGGAAUCAGCAUGUUGUAGAGGGGAAAGGCGAAGACGGUCCUGCUCUUAUCAUCAACGGACCGGCUGAAAGAAGGCAAGAAGCAGAAACGAAGCCUGUCUCUGCCGUUCAUGGUGCUACAACUCCACCUGCCUCCUCAAGCCACAGCACGAACGCCCUACCACCUUCGCCUGCCCAUAGUGGAGCUACCAUGUUGUCCACGACUCAAGAUUCAGACUCUGUUCAGCAUAUUCCUAGCAAUAAUGAGGCAGUAGAGCUGAGUAGUGAUUCUUCAACUGCAGAAACUUCCAAGCCGGUUCAGUGGAGUCCCAAUGUCAAUAAUAACUCGUUCACGCCGUCAUCGAUACAAUUUCAACCACCGCCGCGGAGAAUCAAGCGUAGGUCACAAGGAGGGCCCAAAAAUAUCAAAAGAAACCGCAAAUCUAUUAAAAAGUUCGUUCGUCCCUCAAUGCUACGUGACAGGAUACGAAGACGGAGGAAUGAUACGAACGAAGAUGGUAACGACGCUGAUUUAGAGCCCGACUCCACCGACAAUGAAUCUGUCGAGCCAACAGACAUACCGAGUCAUGCAGUAGCAGACAAUAAUUCGCUGGACGACACGACAGAAACGCCAAACCUGGAAAAGGUACACUCAAAUCUGGCUGUGCCCUCCAGGGAUGCCACUGGUGGCUCAAAGUUUUACAAGAGAAGCAACACCAUGGAACCUAGUAAUAAUGGCAAUCUGGACUUGCUUACGAAAUCGCCAAGUUUCCAAAAAAUGAUAUACAAUAAGUGGAAAGAAGAUCGUCGACGUAAGGGGGGGUUCUUACGUCGAAAAAGCUCUGUCAUCUCUCGCAGCUCUAGCGAUUUUGAUGGGGCCAACGAAUAUCCGUUUGAUGAAAGUAGGGAUCGAGGGGAUACAACUGACGAUGAGGAAGCCAUGGGAGACUAUGCGGGGCUUGCUUUUGACCAAGCUAUAGAAAGACCACCACGGUUGCAGCGAAUGAGCACUAACUAUUUGUCGUACCAGCCUAAGAUCGGUCGUAAUUCUACUUUCGUGGGCUUAAAUGAUGUGCAAAAGGCAGAGCUUGGAGGCGUAGAAUAUAGAGCCAACAAGCUUCUUUGCAAACUGCUGUUAGUCUACUACAUCGGUUUUCACAUAAUGGCAUUUGUUAUGUUAUUGCCAUGGAUCACAAGAAUGAAAAGCUAUGUCAACCUCUUGCGAACAGAUGGCGUUUCUCCUGCUUGGUGGGGAUUUUUCACUUCUAUGAGUGCUUUCAAUGAUCUUGGAAUAACGCUGACCCCUGAUUCCAUGAUGUCAUUCAACACUGCGGUUUAUCCAUUAAUAGUUAUGAUGUGGUUCAUCGUGAUUGGCAACACUGGUUUUCCCGUCUUUUUGCGAUUCAUAAUUUGGGUCCUUUUCAAAGUUAGCCCGGAGCUAUCUUUAUUGAAGGAGUCAUUAGGCUUCUUGCUGGACCACCCACGGCGUUGUUUCACAUUAUUAUUUCCAAGUGCACCAACAUGGUGGCUAUUGUUUAUUUUGGUAGCAUUGAACGCCAUUGACCUGAUAUUGUUCAUUGUUCUGGACAUAAACUCCCAAGUAGUGGAAGGCCUGUCAAGUGGCUUCAAAAUUCUGGAUGGUCUUUUUCAGGCUGUUAGCACGCGAACUGCGGGUUUUUCCGUCUUGAACCUAAGCUUACUGCAUCCCUCCAUCCAAGUUUCUUACAUGCUGAUGAUGUACGUUUCCGUGCUGCCCCUGGCUAUCUCAAUCAGACGUACAAACGUCUACGAAGAGCAAUCUUUGGGAAUAUAUCAUCCUCACGACGGUGGUUCCGAUGCAGAUGAUGACACUGAAAGUAAGAAUAUGAACCAAAGCCCGAAAUCUUUUAUUGGUGCGCAUUUACGUCGUCAACUAUCUUUUGACCUGUGGUUUCUGUUUCUGGGCUUAUUCAUCAUUUGCAUUAGUGAGGGUGGCAAGAUACAGGAUCCCAAAAAGCCCGAUUUUACUGUCUUUCAAGUUUUGUUCGAGAUCGUCAGCGCAUACGGAACAGUGGGCCUUUCCCUUGGAUAUCCCAAUACUGACCAGUCUUUUAGUGCGCAGUUCAACACAUUUUCUAAGGUGAUCAUGAUUUUUAUGCUGGUCCGCGGGAGACAUAGAGGCUUGCCAUAUUCCCUGGAUCGAGCUAUCAUCCUACCGAGUCAAAGUCUCGAGCAGCGCGACAAGAUUGAGGAUAUGAACCGCGAGGGAGGCUCUGGGAUCAACGACCCACUCGUGGCGUAUUUGCGGAAACAGUCGAAGUUCGCCAAGGGUCAUUUUAAGAGCAUGCUAAGGAACAGAAGUUCUUUAGCUCAUGGUGAAGGUGAAGGCUCUUCUCUGAGAAGCGAGGAGAGGCCUCCUCACAGAAAAUUCUCAAAUGGGACCAACGCCAGUUCACCUUCACUGCGUAGUGUAGUGGAUUACCAGAUGCCUGCCAGUGACCGGGUCCCUAUCCAUGGUGAAAUAAGUCCGAUGUCAGGGUCUCCACGCGCAAGAUCUCCACGUGCAAGUUAUCGUAACGUCGAAACUGAGUUGAAGUCCCGGGGUGACGAUGCGGAGGAAGAAAGCUCCCGGUUGGACGAAGGAAACUCUCGGCUGUCUCAAGAGGCACCGGAUGCUCAAGAAGAAGAGCGGGCACGCAUAUUGCCAUAG
Lachancea sp. 'fantastica' is the source of this 3549-nucleotide messenger RNA. The record is from the annotation of a GenBank genome assembly. Lineage: Eukaryota; Fungi; Ascomycota; Saccharomycetes; Saccharomycetales; Saccharomycetaceae.